Molecule: messenger RNA, 1785 nt
Organism: Mytilus trossulus (common blue mussel)
Lineage: Eukaryota; Metazoa; Mollusca; Bivalvia; Mytilida; Mytilidae
Exons: 7
Coding region: 4-1155 (383 amino acids)
Molecular function (GO): protein binding
Source: RefSeq, a predicted model, not a curated record
UCUAUGAAAACAAAUAUGGCGACCUCCAGUAGCGAUGGGAGAAUAGAAGAUUUUUUAAAACCCGAGUAUGAACAGUGCAUGGUAUGUACUGGUUUCCUUGGCAAUAAUUUUGGACAACCUGUGUGUAGCAGUUGCCAUUUAUUUCUCUUCUGUAAUGACAUUAACUUAGAGGAGGGAGAACAGGAAGUUUACAAUGAGAAGGAUGAUUCUGAUGCAGAUUCAGGAAAUGAGGAACCAGUGGAAUCUUUUGAUUUCUACACUAAAGAAGAGGAGUAUAGGGCCAGGAAAAUCAAAUCACUCAAUCAUAAAACAGAUAAAUUAGCUGAGAGAAUUACAUCACUUACUACACCUAGGGAACCAGGCAGUGUACCUGAAGGACUGGUUGAUUCUAUGCCACCAGAAGUACUUUUAGUUGUAUUCAAGUACCUAGAUGACAUAUCUUUAUGGACAGCCGGACAAGUGUGUUCUAGAUGGCGGCAAAUCUUAGAAGGGGAGACAACUGAAUUACAGUGGAGAGAAUUCUGUAAAUUACGAUGGCCAUUAUUUUAUCCACAAUAUAGAGUGAAAGAUUGGAAAACUAUUUAUACUAAACUAUUAGAAAGUUCACCAUGUAGAUAUUGUUUAGAAAGCAUGAUGUUACAGAGUACACCACCAAUAGAGGAGAAUUCUUGGAGACACAGAAGAUUAAGAAGUGAACUAAAAACAUUAAAAUCUGACCCACCUGAAGGUAUAAAAGCCACACCAUUGGAUAGACAUUGUUGUCACUGGCAAGCCUCAAUAACUGGUCCACAGGGUAGUCCAUAUGAAGGAGGACUUUUUCUUUUGUAUUUGCAGAUACCACAGAGUUACCCAAUGAGGCCACCCAAAGUGAGAUUCAUUACACGUAUAUUUCAUCCUAACAUUAGUCGUCAUGGAGAUGUGGGUCUGGACUCUAUCCAUCAUAACUGGAGCUUAGCAUUAACUAUAUCCAAAGUGUUAAUAAGUAUACAAUCAUUGCUAACGGACCCAUAUUGUUAUGUGUGUAUGGAACCUACUAUUGGUAAAUUGUUUAUGAAAGAUAGAAAAGAAUUUAACAGAAUAGCCAGAUUAUGGACAUGGAAAUUUGCUAUGCAUGACUUUUUAAUGCCAAUGAAUAUUGAUCUGAAUGGGGUGUAGUAAUGGGAAGUAGAUGUGCUCCAAAAAAGAGGAUUUCUUUCUGUGAUAUUUUUUUACGUUUAAGCAUAAUACAGUUCAUUACAACUAAAAAUUGUGUGAAAAAUGUUCAUUACUACGUUACCUUGCUUACAUGUUAUAUUUAAUGCUUACACAUAAAAAUAGUGCGUGAACAAGUUAUUUAGACAUCUUUAGUUAUAUUUGUCAUGAUAAAUUGACUAUUGAAUACUGCAAAUAAUGAAUAUCAAGAAAAGUUUUCAAUGAGGCAAAAAAUGUCACAAAUCAUAGUUGAUGUAUCAUGACAUCAUCUUAAUUAUUACUUAUUCAUAUCACAUUAACAUAUUCUGCAUGUUCUGGUCCAGAAAUGCAAUUAAUUUGCCACUUAAGCAGUACCGUUAUCACGACCUCACUUUAGUACAUUUUUAUUGGCUUGUUUUAUGCUUGUAAAAGUAUAAAGCAGUGAUGCCAUUUUGUUAUAAUUAAAAGAGAAGUUAAAUUAUGUGUGGGUAUAUACUAAGUAUUAGUAGCAUCUAUGUUAAAAUGUGUGUAUUGAGAAUCCCUAUAUACAUCAACAUCAUGCAUCAGGGAAGGGGUAAUCGUAAUCUGUAAUCGUAAUCGAUUGUAAUUGAUUAC